Messenger RNA from Diachasma alloeum, 1871 nucleotides. RefSeq names its product aladin. The coding region runs from base 163 to 1731 and encodes 522 amino acids. Gene Ontology annotation, biological process: nucleocytoplasmic transport. Gene Ontology annotation, molecular function: protein binding. NCBI's taxonomy places the organism in Eukaryota, Metazoa, Arthropoda, Insecta, Hymenoptera, Braconidae. The transcript has 6 exons. Gene Ontology annotation, cellular component: nuclear pore. The record is from RefSeq and is a predicted model, not a curated record.
UCCACGAAUUGGCGGGCCUCACUGCCGGCCGGUGCACUUUAUUCACUGGUGUUGGGGGGGCUCCUCCACAACACACACCCCCUCCCGCACCCCAGACUCGUGAUUGAGCAUUGGAGUCCGGUUAUUUCGUCAGUCGUGUCUGAUGUUUUGGAGCGAUUCGAAAUGUUGAAAGUAAAUUCACUUCACGAUUUUGAGCCUCCACCGGAGGAUGAGAGGGCCACUGCUGGAAUUAUUGAGGGACGGGUUGUCUUCUGCGAGAGGAGAAAUCUCCAGGACGAGACGCAACCGUUUUUUAGGUAUAUAAGGGGGUGCCCGGAGGUAAAUGUUACUCCGGAGACGCUGGCAACGAGGGAAUCUGCACGGGCUAUUGCCGCUGCUGAUUUGUUUCUCACGGUUGAAGAUAGUGCGUUUAAAAAAAUCGCCAGUGUUUGGAGGGAAAAGGGGGUCCUCGGGGCUAUCAGAACUGCCGCUGGGGAGGACCCUCAGAGGGUCAGCAGGGUGGUUCACUGGGUUGCUACGAGGAUCACUGCGAUUCUUGAUUUCGUUGAGAGGAAGACGUCUUAUGAGGGAAUACCCUCCGUUGGGUCAGGAUCCGUGGCCGAUAUCGCUGGGACUAGGGACUGGACAACUGCUCUGAUUCGAUGUUUAGCAUGGCAUCCCCACUGUACUCGUCUGGCCCUAGCCACUCGUGACGAUCGCAUUCGCAUAUACUCGAGUGAAAUUCAGGGAGUAGCAGUGCUCAGGCACUCUGCACAAAAAUCAGUGUGUUCAAUGAGCUGGCGGCCAAAUGCUGGACGGGAAUUGGCAGCUGCCUGUGGCUCUGGUGUACUCGUAUGGACGGUUGAACUCGGCGCUGCCAGUAAUUCACUGUCACAUGCCAUACUUCUGAGACAGAGGAAUCAUGCGCCUGUUACGAGUGUCAAUUGGCAUCCACAGGGGGAUUUAUUAGUUUCCUGUUCGCCCAAUGAUUUUAAUAUGAUUGUUUGGGAUGUUGCGAAGGAGGUGGGAGUACCACUCAGGAGAGUUGGAGGGGGAGGAUUGUGCUUUACUAAAUGGUCAAUUUGUGGGAGUAAACUACUUGCUGCCACUUGUCGCAAUGUUUUUCGUGUUUGGAAUACUGGAACUGGAAAUCCAUGGUCAGUAGAGCGCUGGACAGUGCCAAACGGACGAGUGGCAGCUGCAUGUUUCGGGCCCCAUCAAAUCCUACUCUUCGCCUCAACCGAGAACCCAGCGACACUAUUCUCCCUGUCCCUCCAAGAUAACGUUUUCAAUGUCAAGGGAGAUAGUCCAGCUAAUGAUCCCAAGGCUGCAAUUCCCUUGAUCGAUCUCACGAGGGUCUCCUUCAAUGACGACGACGCUGGAUUGACUGUUGGGGGGAGAGUCAUUGCCACCGAGUGGGACCCCAGUGGCCAGUACCUCGCAAUUCUUUUCCAAGACAGUCCAGUGGUUGCAAUAUUUAAGACAGAAAUUGGAAGACUAUUUGGACUAACUGAAGUGAGACCCACCUGUCUAGUAAAGGGAUUUCCCGGUGAAACCCCAAAUUGCCUGCAAUUCCAUCAAAACAUCGACACAGAUCGAUUAAUCGCCUGCUUGACGAUUGCCUGGAGCAGUGGACGUGUCCAGCAAUUCCCAAUUGUUGGGGGAAAUAAAUCAGUCACUCCCACGAGAGUUUCACGUCCCCUGAACACGAGUGUGUCAUCACCUGGCUUUAAAAAUUACACGUUCCUAUGACCCACGUCAUUUAGGCUAUUAUUUUUCUACGUUAGGUAUUAUAUUCGUUGGUUUUUGUACGUUUAACUGAUUAAAUAAGAUUAUCUACAUUCGCAAUGGCUUGAGGAAUUAUGGAAAAAAUAAAAAUGAUGGAGAACGUG